Pocillopora meandrina is the source of this 14573-nucleotide messenger RNA. The record is from the annotation of a GenBank genome assembly. Lineage: Eukaryota; Metazoa; Cnidaria; Anthozoa; Scleractinia; Pocilloporidae.
CCUUCCUUCGCCGAACUUAAUGUUCUUCGUGGGACUUUCAUCGCCAACUGUAUCUUCAACGGGUUUUUAACCCAUACCGCCAUCAUGUUGAAUAUUGUGACUAUCUACGCGAUUUGGAAAACUUCAACGAUACCAAAACCUGUAAAAACUUUACUGCUGAGUCUUGCUUUCUCUGAUUUUGGUGUUGGUUUGUUGGCUCAACCCAUUUACACUGCAUUUCUGGUCAGCUGGCUACAACUGAACGAUCCCAGCUGUAACGUUUACCGACUGUUCUCUAUUUGCGGUUAUUUGUUCUCGAUGGCUUCGUUCUCAGCUGUUGUGGCUGUAAGUGUAGACAGGUUCUUAGCUGUUCACCUUCAUCUCAGAUACCAUGAAUUUGUGACUCACAAGCGUGUUGUCGCUGUGGUGAUCUCCAUAUGGCUGUUUAGUGCAUUUGUUUCUUCGAUGGUAUUAUGGGCUUCGGUCAGUACUUUAAAUAAUAUGAUUUCAUUUACUGGUGCUUUUUGUUUUAUUGUAAAUGCUGUGAUGUACAUCAGGAUUUAUUUAAUUGUCCGACAGCACAAGAAUCAGAUUCAAUCCUUGCAAGUAAAUGAAAGAUCUCAAUCUGGUGAGAUGACAAAUUUUGCAAGCCUCAUUAAAUCUACCGUUGGUGUGUUCUAUGUGUAUCUCGUGUUUCUAAUUUGCUAUCUGCCUUAUGUUAUUUCCGUGGUUGCCAUCAAAAUCAACGGUCCGAGUAUCGCUCUCAAGAAAGUUUUUCUCUUCUCAAUGAUUUUCGUGAAUCUUAAUUCAUCUCUGAACCCUGUACUUUACUGCUGGAAGAUGAGAAACAUUCGACACGCUUUCCUGUACAUAUUGCGGAACAUGUCGUGGAACAGAAACAAUCCUUCACACUAGAUUUACAGUCUUAAGGGGUCUUUCUGCUAAUCGUUGUCAAUAACGUUCGGACUGAGUGGCAGGUCUCACUGUCAAAGAAUUCUCAGUACCGUAAUGGAACAUCGACAUUCGUGGAAGACGCAGUUUAAUUGAAACUUUAAAACUGAGUGCUUAAAGACUAUGGGAGGGAAAAAUAGAUCAAUUGGAGCUUUCAAAAGCGAUUGUUUUUAUUGAUUCUCCAAAUCUAACGCUGUGUGCGUUUCAGUGUAAACAGAUUUGGCUUUUUGUUUAAUGCUUUGAUACAGUAAGGUUAAGACAUUGUGUAAAGGCAAAAUGGUCGAUAAGGAAUAUGACACGGACAUUUUAACACUAAAACAUGUAAAAUUAGCAUGGUUGGUUGAGUGAAUAUAUCUGGGUUGCAUUGAAAUGCACCUGUUUUUCCUUUUAUUAAAACCCGUUAUCGUGGUAUGUAUCAAAACGUUCAACGGGUGGUAGGUCAGAUUCAGUCCUUGGAAGUUAAUGAAGUUACACAGUGUUGUGAAAUGACAAGUUUUACAUGAGUUAUUCUUAUCUCAAUGUUUAUAAUUUAGGGAUCUCUCAAGUUUUUCGAAGUAAAUUGGUUUUACCAUAUUAACUACGGUGUCAAACAAGGAUUUCCAGCCCUGAAAAAAACGGAACAACACACGUGAAAUUAUCGUAUUUUUUCACGUGUGUUUGAUAUCGCCAAUCAGCUUCUGACACUUUACUCGCCUUUCGCGCCAGUAGGUCAGGUUGAUGAAUGAACGGCGAAGCCUUCACCAUUCUCAAUCCAAAAUCGUUUUUAGGAAACUCUUCGGAUUAUGGCUGCUAAAACACUGAAAAAUCAGUAUCGCUUACAGAUAGUGACGUUCAAACUUUCCCGGAAGGGGAAGAAAACCCAAACACGGAAAGAAAAACCGAAAGCUACGUAUUCAAUGGCGUUUCUCUCGGCUGAGAACAAAAAUUGACAACUGGAAGACUUGCCACAGGUCGAUUUUGGCCGUUUACCUGAAAUAUUUCGUCCAUUGUUUGUUUUUGUAGUGUUUCGGCGCAGUUUUUCAUCUUGAGCCCUAGCGCCAACGCUCUUUACGAUUUUUAAUCGGGAAUUGUCGAUCCUUUUAUUUUCGUUCCUUAAUCAAAUUGACUUUUUGGUCAGUAAAGGGCUAUUGAGUACAUAUAUAUAUGAUAAACCAAAUAAUACAUGGUUGCUUGUUGAUAUGAAAUUACUGUUCUCGCGAGCUAUCGAGUUCAACACUCGAAGAGAAAUUCCAUAUCUACGCGCGCCCAUGUGUUAUUCUCUAGUUAUCAACUAAUUGAUGAUGUGAACUGGCCACUGUAAAGAGAUAUAUUGUGAAGCUAACGUUUCAAGCGUUAGCCCUUGUCAGGGCCCCGUUUCGCUUUUGAUUUUGGGAUGAAACAAUAUAUCGAGGAAUCCCACGAAGAAUUCUGAAAGAACUCAUCAGAUAUAGGCAGAAAGGAGAAAGUUAGUAGAACACUUUAAUUCUGAUACAGUUUUGGUGCUGUAAACUUACGGUUUGAAUUACAUCUGAAAACAAAACAAAAGGUUUUAUGGAUUUCGUUUCUAUUACUAAUGAACUCCAUCGACAUACCAUUAUAAAAAAAGAAAAUCAAAACUAAUAUUAAUGGCGAUCCUCGCAGUUAUGAACACUAGACCUGAAAAAAGUUCAGGCCUGCACGGGAUUUGAACCCAUGACCUCUGCGAUACCGGUGCAGUACAGGAUUUGAACCCAUGACCUCUGCAAUACUGGUGCAGUACGCGAUUUGAAUCCAUGACCUCUGCGAUACUGAGACCCCUGCAGCGGUAUCGCAGAGUUCAUGGUUUCAAAUCCCGUACGGGUCAAUACUGUUUAUAACUGCGAGGAUCGCUAUAUUCGUUUCUUCAACCGCACUAAGUGUAAUAUCUUCGAAUAGAAUUUAAUCAGAAGAACUGUGUCGAGCACACGAUACUACAAAAGCAUGUGCUCCUACAAGGUCACGUGAUAUAUAAAAAUGAUUACGUCAUUACAUCGCUUUCUUCCUUAGAAAUAUAAACAAAGAGUAAAACUAUAAACGGUUACAAAGAAAAUCGUUCAUAGAGUUCUUGAUACAAAAUAAACAAACAUUAUGUCCAUGUGAAUAAUUCUUGAAGUGUUCAAUGUCUCUAUAAGUUCAAUCUGUCAGGUGGUUUGCGAAUCCUCUGCGGAUAACGCCUUGGUGAACCUUCCUGGAAAUCAGUACUUCCUGAUUUGACUGCUGUGUCCAUCUCAACUGAAGCGGGAGUGGUGUUUUUCUCCUAAUUAGCCUUCGUAUCACUGAGCUGAUCAUCAGUAGGGUGGUACUGCUUGACUUCAGUUGUGUUUCGGUGCAAAACCCUCACGGGAUUGUCGCUAUCAGACACAACAACCUGAUUUCCUUUCUUCUCUUUCACUUUGUACAGCUGAGGUUCAAAUGUGGUGGACAGUUUGUUCUUCUUAUCCUGUUUCAUGAGCACAAGGUCACCUUGUUUCACCUCACUCUUCUUAGCAUUUCUUGAAGCAUCUGCAUACUGUUUGCUCUUAAAUUUCAUCAGUUGAUCUCUGUCUCUGGUUUCCUCAUCACCGUGGGUUGGUUGUGAUAUUCAGGUAACUUUGUUCUUGGAUGUCGGCCCAUCAGAAGAAAUUCUGGUGUCUGUCCAGUUGUCUGGUGAGGAGUUGUUCUGUAAACAGCCAUAUACCUGACCAGUUCUCUUCUCCAGUCCUUUCCUUCUGCAUGUGCCAACUGUAAUCUUUUGAGUAUGGAUCUAUUCUGUCUCUCUACCUCGCCAUUUGCUUGAGCCCACCGAGUUGUUACACGUCGAUGCUUAAUACCAUUUUCCUUUAGGAACGCUUCGAAUUUCUCUGAGACAAGGUUUGGCCCAUUGUCACUUACAAGCACUUCAGGCAGUCCAUGUCUGGCAAAUAUGGUUUCUAAACACUCUAUGGUCUUCUCUGAUGUAAUUGUCCUUACAACAGACACCUCCUAAUAUCUGCUAUAGUAGUCAACAACUACAAGUAUGUGUUCACCUGAGGGUAACGGUCCCAGGUAAUCAAUUGCGACAGCACACCAGGGUCCUUGAGGUAGUUCUGUACUUACCACAUGCUCUGGAGUGUCAGGUCUGCCCACUAACUGACAUCGUGUAAAAAGAGAAAAGUAGAAAGACUGAAUACAUUUAUUCGUAGUUCCGAUCCCCUCAAGGUUUUACCAAGCUUUGCCUUGCGCAAGGAAGAAAGGUAUUAGAAAUAAACUCGUUCUAGGCCCUUAUGGCGCGUAGUUAAAAAAAAUAUAUGUUGAGAAGGGUGGAAAGACGAUAACUCGACUUACCGGCACCAAAACUAGAAAAAACCCGAAAUAGAUUCGAACACUUGAAAACGUCGCACACUUUAAACUUUAGGAAGACAAGUUUUCUUAAAACAACCGUAAGGGGAAUAAUUCAAAUUCAGUUUAUUAUUUAGUCGUUCAACUAACAACGUUUGCUAUUUAACCUAUCAUGUACGGGUUUGAUGCAACGAAAGAUCAAAGAUGAAAGCGUCUCUUUCCAAACAGACUGAAUACAUCAUUCUUAAUUCCGAUCUGUUUAGGCUUUUACCGUGCACUUCCCCACGCAAGGGAGAAAGGCAUCUGAAAGAAAAGCGAUCUAGGAAAUGGAAUUUUAAGUGAUAAGUCGCACACUUCAAAUGAGUAAUUAUUGGCCGGACGUAAAAUACAUUUUAUUGGAGUGGGAUUGGCCUGGAGGAUUUGAAUAUACCUGAUUACUUUCUUGAUCAGUUGUGCCAUUGUAUAGCGCUGGAUACAAUUAUCUUUUGAGCAAUGAUUCAUGAAACAAAAAUUUCAUCAAAUUAAGCUCGAAAAACUUUAAUGGAGUUCCCUAACCUCUUUUUUUUCCGUGAUAUGUCGUUUUUUUACGCUCAUCCUUGACUAUGUUUUUCGAAAAAACUUCUAGGGAGAGAAUGUAAAUUUGACCUAUCGUUUUGAAUCCGACACUUUCCUUUCCUUAUUUUUUUUUUUUUUCGUGCAGUGAUCCGCCAGGUAAAAUCAAUUUUGGUCAUUUGAAAAUAUAGUUUUCACAUUGACAAUAAAAGCAGAUGUUUCAGGAUCCUCAUAAAUUAUGCGAAUGAAUAUCAGUCCGGAAUUAAUUUUAAGUUUUGGCGUAGAACUUCACAGCUUUGUGUUAAGUGAAAGAAUUAUUCAAGCAAGAAAGGAGAGUAAUCCACAGAACUGAAAAAAGAAGAAAUUUUGUUUUACCAAGGCUCUCUUCUCCUAAUCAAGAUACGCGAGUUAAUAUCAUGAACGUGUAUUGCGACGAGCCUUUUCAAUUUUUCCCUACCAACGCCGACUACCAGGAGCUUCGAGGGACUUUUAUCACUAACUGUAUCUGCAACGGUUUUUUAACUUAUACCGCCAUAAUGUUAAAUAUUGUGACAAUCUGCGCAAUACGGAAGACUUCAACGUUACCAAAAAAUUUAAAAACUUUACUGGUGAGCCUUGCUAUUUCUGACGUUGGUGUUGGUUUGGUUGGUCAACCAACUUACCUAUCACUUCAUGUUAGCUGGUUAAAACUGAACGAUCCAAGUUGUAACGCUAACCGAUUGCUGACCAUCUCUGGCAACUUAUUUUCACUUGCCUCGUUCCUGGGUGUCGUGGCUGUAAGUGUAGAAAGGUUCUUAGCUCUUCGUCUUCAUCUCAGAUAUCAGGAACUUGUGAGUCAAAAACGUGUUGGUACUUUGGUAAUAUCAAUAUGGGCAUUUAGUUUAUUUGUUUCUUUGAUGGUAUUUUGGAGUUCGGUCCAUAUUAUGUCAAUAAUUAUUUCAGUUGCGGCAUCUUUCAGUUUCAUUGUGAGUGUUGUGUUAUACCUCAGGAUUUAUUUAACUGUCAGGCGGCACAAGCGUCAGAUCCAGUCUUUGCAAGUACAAGACAUAAGUCAGUCUGGCGAAAUAACAAAUUUUUCACGUCUCGUUAAAUCUGCAGUUGGUAUAUUCUACGUUUAUCUCGUUUUUUUAUUUUGCUAUUCGCCUUGCUUUAUUUCCGUGGUUCUCAUUAAACUAUUUGGAUCGAGUGUCGCCUUGAAGAGAUUUUUUCUUUUCUCAGUGACUCUUGUAUAUCUCAAUUCCUCUCUUAACCCUUUAAUCUACUGCUGGAAGAUGAGACACAUUCGGCGCGCUAUCGUGGACAUGCUGCGGAAUACGAAUUGGAAUACAAACCGUUCUUCGCAGUAAUUUUACUGUUUGUUUGGUAAUAUUCCUCUGGAUGACUAUAUAUUGUCAUUGACAAACGAUUCGUAGUCUCAAAGAGCACAGAUACAAGGGAAAGGUGCGAGUUUAAUGGAGACUUUUUUACUGAAUACCUAAAGAUUGUUGAAGGAAAAUAAACCAGUGAAGGUAUUAGCAGCUAUUAUUUUUAUUUAUUUAUUCUCUAAUCGGUCAGGCUGUAUGUAUAUUUAUGUCAUACCUACAAUAUAAAUAAAUAUUUUAUGUUAUGAUACAUUAAAUAAAGAACUUGUGAACUUGCUUCUUGAUUAAAUAUUAGUUUAGGAACACAAUAGUGGCAACUGAAAAGUGAAAUAUGUGAUACAAGCUGAAUUUUUGAUGAACAAGUAUCUCAAUACCAAAAGAUAAGUUUGAAAUGCUUCUCUCGCUCUUCUGAUAAGAUUCUCACUGUUUUGAUAAAUCUAAAGAUUCAGUCUUAGAGAGUACAGGAAGUUGCACAAUCUGGUGAAAAGACAAAUUUUACUUGUUCCGCUAAAUUUGCAGUUGGUAUAGUCUAUAUAUGUAUUGUAUUUUUACUAUUUAUUUGCUUGGAAUUUUUGCUGCCAUCUGAAUCAAAAGCGAGCACUAUUUCGAGAGAGGUUUCAUAAUUUCUCAGGAGCUCCCGCAUUUCUUAAUUCACCUCUAAACCUCGUUGAUUACUGCUUUCACUGCUUGAGGGUGCGAUAAAAUAAUUUUUCGAAAAGCUCUCAUGAACAUUCGAUGCCAAGUGUCAUAUGUCAGUAUCGGUUAGUUUCCAGAGGAGUUAAUGAAGAGAAGCACGUAAAGUAAUAUUAUUAAUUGAAAAACACUAUAAAACGACAUGUUUCACAGUUUUACUUUCUCGACGUGCGGAAACGUUUUAAAAUACACAAAAGGGAAUCCAAGAUUGUCUCCAUUUCGUCGUGAACUUCAGCUGAAUUUAAGCCAUGGAUCAGUUGGUCAUUAUUUAAUCCCUUAAAAUUACCUUUUACGGGUAGGAAAAAAAAGUAUUUAUUCGAGUGAGGCUCGCAAGGAGAACUCAAAUAACUUCCGUUGCUAAUUGUUGUUAACUUCAAAGUAAGAUCACAAGUUUUUCAAAGUUGGCAUUCACUUGGAGGCGUUUAAUUUUGAAAAGGAAACGUAACAUAUUAAUCAUUCGCUCUGGUGAAGGGCUAAUGCUCGAAACGUCAGCUUCAGAAACUCUUUACGCUGGCCAAUUUACAUUAUCAACUCAGUUAGUAAAACAAAAUUAUUUUGAUAUACUCCCCUGCUGACGCAGCAUCACAAUUUUUAUAGAAACUUACCCCAUUUAACACAUUAGUUCAGUUUUCUUAAACCGUGAAUUAUUGAAUUAUUAUGAUCGGAUGCAGUACCUAGCAAGGUAGCUUUCAUAACCGCCACGUUGGUAAACCACUUUUGAGAUAUAUUUGACCAUCACAGAACUGCGUCAAUGACAUGUCAGUGGUAUCUAAUUAAGUUGCUUCAUUUCAACGCCAGCACUUAGUGCGCAGGAGACAAACAGCUUCCGCUUGAAUGACAGGUUACUCUUUCACCCGUCAAUGGCGAUUGCAUUUCAGAUACUUGACAAACAGACAAGUAAUGAGUUUGAAUCAUGAACAUGAUAUACUAGCUCGUUCGGCCUCGACAUAACUCUAAAUUCGUAGAACUGGCCGGGCAAGAAAGAGAUGCAUGUUGUUAUUUGGGAGAACAACGUCGGAUUUAAAAGGGUUAAUGUUUGUAAGACUUUUCUAUCGCCGUAUUUUUGGUUUAGAGAGUUACUUAGUACAUCGUUGAUUCACUGGUAUAUGGUAUAUAGGGCUUCUAAUUAAAUAAUGAGAUAGGCGCGAACGGAGAAAAAAGGUGGUAAUGGUAGAAACGACUAACCCAUUUCAACGGUAUCAAAGCUAUAGCGGAUUCAAAACGAUCGAAAAACUCGCAUGUGUCGCUAACUCUUGGAGAAAAGCUUUGUGAAAACAACUUCUCUAUAUGUAAACACGGACAUCAACUGGUCUAACUCGGUAUAGUCAAAAAGUCUGGGGGUGGUUUUGGAUUGGGUUAAUGUAACUUGCUUAGUCAAAUUUCAGAAGGAUGAAAAGAUCCGGAUUUAAAACUGUUAGAAGUAAAAAUUUGGUGUCAAAAACUAAACAUUAAAAGCUUAUUUUGACACAUGAAAUGACAUCUGAUAUACGAACUUUAAGGCAAGCUGAUUUUUCAAUAUCUUUUAUCAAAAAAUUUUUAUUUGAAUACUUAAUUAGUCAUCCCUAAGAAGAAAGUUCUCGUUCCCGGCACUGGGUGCCUGAUUUAAGUUCUACAUCUUUUAGGUUAUAACUGGUAACUUGUAUCAUGAAAAUUGGACGUACACAAGUUUCAUUUUUUACAACUUGUAAAUGCUAACCAGCUGUUAUCUUGUCAUUUAUUCUUCUGAUAAUAUCGAGUACCUGUCCAUAAAAUUUCCAUCAUUCACGAUCAAUUUCGAUUAUCUCGAGCUGGAAAGGUUCGAUUUGAUUGCAACCUUUUUAGUUGUAUACUUUUGUGUGUCCGAUGUACUAAAAGUAAAACAGCAUUUACAUGUCACAGUAGGUAUUAGUUAACACUAAAAGGCAGCCGACUCUCGGAGUAUAUGAACCUGUCAUUUACAAUUACAAGGCUGCUAGAAAAAGAAAAUAUUUCAGUAUCAUCACAUGCAAAUGAACCCCGGAAACUUUUCGGUUUCGGUGAAGAACUUCGUUUGUUUUUCUGAUGAUCAUCACACUCAAGUUUUCUAUUUUAAUUGCAAAUUUGAACGAAAGAAAGAUCCACGUCAGAAAGGAGAUUGGCCACAGACAUUGACUCAAGGAGAGAUCACCUUAAACAAAGAAUCGAAGAUCUUUUUGGUAAAAUCGUUUCAAGGUACAGUACGCAGGGCAACAUAAUGAACGGAUUAUUUUGUAAAGAUUCGCAGUUUUUUCCCACCAGCGCCGAGUUAAAAGAUCUUAGUUCGACUUUCAUCACAAACUCUAUCUUCAACGGUUUUUUAACUUAUACCGCCAUUAUGUUGAAUGUUGUCACAAUCUGCGCAAUACAGAAAACUUCGACCCUACUAAAGACUUUAAAAACGCUACUGACAAGUCUUGCCUUUUCUGAUUUUGGUGUUGGUUUGGUUGUUCAACCGACUUACUCUUCAUUUCUUGUCAGCUGGUCAAAAUUGAACGAUCCAAGCUGUAACGCUUACCGAUGGCUAACGAUCUGUGGGUACUUAUUUUCGCUCGCUUCGUUCUUGGGUGUGGUGGCUGUAAGUGUAGACAGGUUCUUAGCUGUUCACCUCCAUCUCAGGUACCAGGAACUUGUGACUCACCAGCGUAUUGUUGCAGUGAUGAUCUCAAUAUGGGUGUUUAGUGCAUUUGUUUCUUUGAUGGUAUUUUGGGCUUCUGUCAGUAUUCAUAAUAUUGUUAUCUCAAUCUCUGGCGGUUUUGGUUUCAUUGUCACUAUUGUGGUGUAUACCAGGAUAUAUUUAACUGUUAGACGGCACAAGAAUCAGAUCCACUCCUUUCAAGUACAACAAGUAAAUCGGUCUGAAGAAACAACAAGUUAUGCUGGCCUCAUUAAAUCUACAGUUGGUGUAUUUUACAUAUAUCUAGUGUUUUUAGCCUGCUAUUUACCGUACGUUAUUUGUGUCGUUAGUGUUAGAAUAAACAGCGCAAAUAUCGCUCUAAAAAAGUUCACUCUGUUUUCCUUGACUCUCAUAUUUCUGAAUUCAUCUCUGAACCCUGUGAUUUACUGUUGGAAGAUGAGACACAUUCGACACGCCGUAAUAGGAAUACUAUUGAGUAGAAAUCGUGCUUCACACUAACUCUUUGGUGAAUUCAUCAUCAUUGCUGAUAAGUAAAGCAUUGUGUUUAACUUUACGUGACAAGGCUCGUUAAUACACUUCUCUCCCGCUCAAAGGGCUUUGGAUGGCGACAGAGCUAAACCAGACUGUCAUGGUACCACGCUAGUAUCAGCGUCGCCAAUAGAAAACAUCGCAAAUUGGAACGCCGCUGGCGAGCGUCGAGAUUGUGCGUCGACAUGUUUGUCGAUCAAUGCCAGGUUGUGAACCAAAUACUUAGGGACGCGAAGUCUUCCUAUUAUUUAUCUAUUACCUCAGAGAAUGCAUCAGAUCCAAAAAUACUUUUCAACACGGUUGACAAGCUGUUACAUUGCAAAGAAGGGAGACGCUAUCCGGCCGCGCCCUCAAAGAUGGAGCUUGCGUACAAUUUUGCCGCCUUUUUAUUGCAACUAUAAUAACGAAAUUAUCGACAUGCAGCACUCACUCCAGCGAAGCACAUAGAGAGCCGUACCAUGUUGGUUUUGCAGAGUUCAGAGUUAUGUCAGAAAAAGAAAUCGCAACUUUUGUGGACACAAUCGGUAUAAAAUUGUUGUGAUCUUGAUCCUAUACCGGCGUCCAUUCUAAAUAAAUACAAAUCAGUUCUCCUAUCUUUCCUAAUUAACAUGGUAAAUAUGUCGCUCCAAUCAUCUUGCACUGAAGCAAGUAACGAUCAAACCGAAGCUCAAGAAGGACAACUUGGACUUCGAAGAUUAUUCUAAUUUCAGACCCAAAGAUAAUCGAAAAGGUAGUGUCUUGUCAAUUGAAUGAUUACUUACGUGAUAAUGACUCAGAGGAAUCUCCCCAGUCGGCGUACAAACGCUCUCACAGCACGGAGACCGCACUUUUGAAAGUGCAAAAUGACAUUCUCUGUUAAAUGGAUAAUCAGAAAUGCGUUGCCCUAUUGCUGUUGGACAUGUCUACGGCGUUUGACACUGUCGAUCAUGAGUUGCUACCGGAGAGACAGUCAAGACGCUGCGGUGUGGAAGGAAAUGUGCUGAAAUGGUUCCGAUCCUACCUCCAGCAGCAAGAUAAGAGAGUGUUUAUCUCUAGCAGACACCGAAAAGUUAGUUCACGCUUUAGAUAAUGCAAAUUCGUUAAUGUAUGGACUACCUAAAAUUUCUGAUAGAUCGCCUACACAAUAUUAAGAAUACUGCGGCCCGCGUUAUUACUCUUACUAAGAAGCAUGAUCACAUCGAGACUGUCCUAAAGCAGCCACAUUGGCAUCCAGUUAACCAGCGAAUUAAUUACAAGAUAUUACUACAAACUUAAAAAGUGCUCAACGGCCAGGCUCCGAACUGCAUUACUGAACUGCUCGAGCCCCGUGUACCAACCAGGAAUUUGAGAUCCUCUUCCAAGAACUUACUUAAAAUACCAUCUGUCAAGCUUGUAAGUUAUGACAAUAAGUGCUUCAUUUUUGCGGUACCCAGCGUAUGGAACUCUCUUCCCAACAAUAUCGAACUGAGCAGCUCAUCAAAUUUUAAGACCCUUCUAAGGACAAACCUUUUUAAUCAAUUUUACAAUUAGUUCAGCAUUGGUUUUUUAAAGUUAAACUCUCCUACUGCUGUUAUUGUGUUUUUAUUUCUCUUCUCUCUGGGGAGACAUUUGUGCCAAAAAUAUCAAUCUCUAGUGAUAAAACUCAAUCGUUAAUGCUAAAUAUCAAUCUCUAGUGAUAAACUCAAUCGUUGGUGCUAAAAUAUCAAUCGCCAGCGAUAAAACUCAAUCGUCAGUGCGAAGAUAUAAAUUGCUAGUGACAAAACUCAGUCGUUAGUGCUAAAAUAUCAAUCGCUCGUGAUAAAUUUCAAUCGUAAGUGUUAAACUAUCAAUCGCUUGCGAUAAAACUCAAUCGUUAGUGCUAGUAUCGAUUUUUUAUCGAUUCUAACUUGAACCAGUCUCCCGCCUGUUAAGCAGAGAUGAACCAAUCAAAUCUUGCUUACUUUCUUGAAAUCUGAUGAGGGACAUUAAAAUGAGAAUAAAGGUAAAGACAGACCGGCACGGACUCCCCUCGUGGCUUUUGUGGUCACAUCGCACUAUCGCCUUCAAAUUAUAUUUUUGCUCUCACAAGCGUGUCGUGGGUUUCCCUUUUGUGUUUACCUUUAUUCUCAAAAAAAAGUCAUCCACUGUUUUUUGUCUGAAUUGCCUAAAAGCCUUUGGUUUGUUAUUAACGAGCUCUUUUUCAUCAAGUAAAUUCUAUUUCUGUAAUGAGCCCCUGUUUUAAGUAAGCCCUCGGCCCCUCCUUCGUGAGGCCCUUGAAAUUGAUAAGCCUCGGAAGGGCUUACAUGUAUUAAAGGUUGUAAUCAAACAAAGCACAACUCCCUGCUGAUAGUUAUGCCAUAAACCAAAACAGGAAGUUUUUGAAUUUUUUUUUUUAAUAAUUUUUAUCAUUACAUGUGGAGGCGAGAAAUGCUUAGGCUGGUUAAACUUUCUAUUCGAAUUCCAAAUGGUUGAGAAGUGAUAUCAAAUCGUUUCAAAAAAACAAACCGCAUAUUAAAAUUGUUUAAACCUCUUUUUAGCAGAAAUGAAAUUUGACUUUCAAGCAUAAUGAUUUUAGCGAUUUUUCGUUUUUAAAAUUCAGUUUCACUUCAACAGAUGCAAAGCUCUUGUUCACCUGAAUACUUGACGGAAGUUCUUUUAUAUAUAUAUGACUGAUUACGAAUGGCACCCCUUACCACGAAAUGUUGAUGCCUGCAAUUCUGGUUUCCACAGUAUUAAACGACUUAAAGCACUUGAAUGAGAGAUACCUUCCCCUCAAUUUUUUAUCAGUCAUGAUCAGUUUAUGAAGACGCAUCACGUCGAUAAGGUACUCGGGUGGACUAAACAAAUGAUGAACUCUUCUUUUUACCUUAUACGUACACCCUAAUAACUGUAUUCAUAUUCACCAUAAUGUUCUUUAUACAUUUCCUGUGGUAUUGAAAAGAAGAAUUUAUUUAAAAAAUUAGGAGCUUCUUGAAUAGGUGGUCAUUUCCUGUAUUCCGGCGGAACAUUUAUGCUUGAGUCAGUAACGAUAGGAUAUGGAGAAAUUAGAUGCUAGUCGCUGUUAGGAGCUGAAGGGAAAAUAAAGGUGAAGAAAAAGUAAAUUUCUUAAAAGGGGAAAAAGUAGAUAAAUAACUGAACAAUAAAUACCAACAAAAAUAAGAAGAGGAAAUAAAUGCAAAGAUACGAAAAAAAAAAUAACCACAUGCUGCGAGAAAUAUUGCAAACACGAAGCAUUCGAACGGAAAGAGUUAUGGCACAGAACCAUAUAUAAAACACACACUGCUAUGGCAGGUAAGAAACAUGGAAAAUAUAGGGUAGCGUAAUUUGCGAAAAGUGCGAAAGUAAUUGCACGAGUGAAAAAAAAAACGAAAAGAAUGCGUGUAUAUUAAGUGGUGCUAGGUUCAUUAGAAGUGUGAAAGAAAAUAAACAACUUUAAAUUCGACAGUUUCUAUUAUUCCGAACUAGAAUAACCAUUGUUUCUAGUUAAUUGUCAGAAAGUGCAGAUGGUUUAGCUUUAUAACAAACUACGCGAAUCAAACUCGAACACUUUCGAGUUACGGUCGAGAACCUUACAACUCUGCUUUGCCGGACACUCGUCGCCUUGUUCGAGAGUGAUUCCCAGGCAUGAGUUGAGAAGGAAUUUUGUUAGACUGAAGCUGCCCUCUAUCAAUCAAGAUUCACGAGUUAACAUCAUGAUCGAAUCGUAUUGCAACGAGCCCUUUCGGUUUCUUCCCUCCAACGCCGACUAUGAGGAUCUUCGUGAAACUUUCAUCGUCAACUGUAUUUUAAACGGUUUUUUAACUUGUACCGCCAUCAUGUUGAAUGUUGUCACAAUCUGUGCGAUAAGGAAAACUUUGACUUUACCAAAAACUUUGAAAACGUUACUGACAAGUCUUGCCAUUUCUGACUUUAGUAUCGGUUUGCUGGGUCACCCAACUUACAUCUCAUUUCUUGGCAGUUGGUUUGAACGGAGCGAUCCGAGCUGUAACGCUUACCGAUGGCUGUCGAUGAGCGGGUAUUUAUUUUCGCUGGCUUCAUUCCUGGGUGUUUUGGCUGUAAGUGUAGACAGAUUCUUAGCUCUUCAUCUUCAUCUCAGAUACCAGGAACUUGUGACUUACAAGCGUGUUGUUACUGUGGUAAUAUCAAUUUGGGUAUUAAGUGCGUUCGUUUCCUUGAUGAUAUUGUGGGCCUCUCUCAACACCAUUAGUCUAAUUAUUUCAGUUACUGGAAUUUGUGGUUUCAUUGUCACUAUUGUGGUGUAUAUCAGGAUUUAUUUGAUUGUCAGACGGCACAAGAAUCAGAUUCAGUCCUUGCAAGGGUUUGAAAUAUCUCAGUCUUUCGAAAGAACAAAGUUUACCUGUAUCUUGAAAUCUACAGUUGGUGUAUUCUAUGUGUAUCUCGUGUUUUUAGCUUCUUAUUUACCUUAUGCUGUUUGCUUGAUUUUAAUGGGGAUUAACGGCUCGAAUAUUGCCCUAAAAAAAGUUGCUCUCUUUUCAAUGACUCUCAUAUUUCUGAAUUCAUCUCUGAACCCUGUAAUUUACUGCUGGAAGAUGAGACACAUUCGACACGCCAUAGUAGAUAUGCUGAGGAACAUGUCGUGGGCCAGAAUCCGUGCCUCACAUUAA